This is a messenger RNA of Lingula anatina, 4286 nucleotides long. RefSeq names its product protein SFI1 homolog. Lineage: Eukaryota; Metazoa; Brachiopoda; Lingulata; Lingulida; Lingulidae. The record is from RefSeq and is a predicted model, not a curated record. Gene Ontology annotation, molecular function: phosphatase binding.
UUACUCUUGUUAUACAAUCUAUAAUGGAUCACUUAUCGAAGGGUUCCUCUAUGCAAGAUGCAAAAGUGAAGGCAGAUAGAUUUGCAGCUCUUACAGAUGCAGGAAAUAUUCGAGUGAAAGCAAAACAGGCAAUCUUGCAAGAGUUGAACACUCAGCUGCAAAUCAAAGCAGAGCGUGUCAGAAUGUUAACCCGCCAAGGGGCAGAUUCUUCAGAUAAUCCUUAUGCUUCCCCCGGAUACGAGCACCACCGAAAAUUGCCACGUGCAGAAAAUAUGAACCCAAUCUCUCUGCCACCCAAAGUCAAUAGGCAGUCACCAAGGCCAAGGGGAGGGAAGAGGACAGAUGCUGACUCAGGACUGCUUGUCCAAGCACCACCCACUGUAAGCCAAGGCUCAAAGAUCCCUCUGUCAACAGUCAGAAAAAGAAGAAAGGAGAGUAAAAGACACAGACCAGAUUAUACUUGGAAUAAAGGUGGAAGAUUGAAAGAAAUAAGGAUAAGGCACUUGGCCAGAAAAUAUCUUUACAUCUGGAUUAGAAAAACAUUUGGACGAGUUUUACCAUCAGUAGCAAGAAAACAUCACAAUACCCAAGUACUAAAACAAGCCUUUGCAGAGUGGUAUGAAUUAUGGUGGGUUGCAAGGAAAGAGUGGAGGCUGCAGGUCAGGGCAGAAUGUCAUAACAGGUACCGUGUAUGGAAUGUAGUGUUUAAAGCAUGGACAAGAUACACUGUUCUUCAAAAGGUUAAGAAUGCAAAGAAGGCAAUGGCAGAGCGUCAUGGUAAUGUCAGAGUGCUGAGUAGAGCUUGGCAAGCCUGGAGGCUCUAUAUCAGGAUCAGGAGAACUAAGAAAGGUUUAUCAACCAGAGCUAGAGUAUUUGCCACUGAAAACUUAUUGAGAUCCUGUUGGAUACGCUGGGUGAUGGCUUUUGACAAAAGACAAGAACAAAAGGAUGUAGAAGUAUUUGCACUGCAAAUUUGGGCAGAAAAACUGCAAGCACAGUGUUGGUUGAAGUGGAAAGCAGCAUUCAAGGCUCGUCAGCAGGUGUAUUUUAAGUCCAGGGUUGCAGAGAAACACAGAGAUGUCAGACUUCUCUCAAGGUGCUGGAAAGGAUGGUUACUUCAUGUUAUUAUCAGGAGGAGAAAGAAAACACAAAAAGAUGUUGCCAUGAUGAUGUACCAGAACAACUUAAAGCAGCGUCUCUUUAGAAUCUGGUGUAAAAGAUGUCAUGCUGCAAGACUUGUGGCUCAGGUACAGGAGAGGAUUGAAAUACUGAGAAACAGGGCCAGGGCUAGAAGAACAUUAGAACACUGGAAAUUUUAUAUCAAUUUAAGACAAAAGAAGAAAGAAAAAGAGCAGCAAGCUGAUGAACACUAUAGGAAACAUUUAAUGUCUUCCUGUCUGUCAGCUCUACAGCUUAAUGUCGUCCAGGAGAGACUUCAAGUUAUGAGGAAAAGAAUGGCAGACCAGUGCUACAACCAGAUGCUCUUGCAAAAAACCUGGAACAAAUGGAUAGCAUGCUGUGAUCAGAAUGAAGAGCUCAAGUUGUAUACAGUUAACAAAAAGGCCUGGACACACUACAAGAUGACUCUCCUGGGGACUAGUUUUGAGAAAUGGGUGAACUACAAUAUCUGGAGACAACACAGAAAGGCCCAAUAUGCAAGGGCAGAUGCUCACUACAUCAACAGACUGAUGCCUAUGUGUGUCUUUAGAUGGAGGCAAUUUGUUAAUUUAAUGAAACAGAAGAGGGAAAUGGAAAAUGAUGGAAAGGAAUUUAGAAGAGAAAAUCUCCUGGCUAGAUUUUUCUACACUUGGAUGGAAAGAUGCAAACAAAGUCAAGAAGUUAGACUUAUGGAACGUAUGGCCAUUUUACAUGACAGUGAGAUGACAACACGGAGAUUUUUACUGAAGUGGAGAAAUGCUACUAAGGAGAGGCAGGUGGAUAUGAAGAAAGAGGAAAAUGCUCAUGAUCAUUACCAGAUAACCUUGAUGAGCCAAGCAUUUGAAACAUGGAAGACAUUUAUAAGGGAUUCUAGGAAAAGCUAUGAAUCAGAGAAGAAGGCUGUGAGAUACCAUUAUUUGAAGACCAUGGGAGUGACGUGGAAGGGCUGGAGGAAGUACAUUGGCUAUGAAAGAAGAAAGAAGACAAAGCUGCAUCGGGCAGUUGUGUUUCACAAUCAGAAAAUUUGUGGCAAAGUCAUAGGGCAUUGGAAGGAGUACUGCAGACGUGCUGCAGUAAUAAAUGAAGAGGUAGAGAGGAGAGCACAGAUACAUGAUAAAGAGUUACAAAGGAGGUGCCUGAUACAGUGGCACAGGAAUGCUGUAGAACAGAAACAAAACAAACAACAAGAAGCCAAAGCAGACAAGUUUCAUGGACAUAUCGCUUUGAAAAAGGUCUUCUCUGCUUGGAGAGAAUAUGCAAAUGUUCAUGCUUAUGAACACAAGAAGACUGCAGAGAAAUUGCUGUCUGCUCAGCAACAUCUUGGUAAAGUGAAACUACACUAUAUUCUAACAAGAUGGUACCAGUUGAAGAAUGGAGCAGUGAUACAGAGACUGAAGUUCCAGCAGGCUGUGGAGCACCAUAACAAUACACUAAGGAUGAGGACUAUAACUGUGUGGAAGAACUACACAGUCCUUUGUCAAAGAAAGCUGCUCCUUCAGAAACAAUGCAUGUGGUUGUACACCACAAGGCUCACUGCCAAGUUCUUCCUCAAGUGGAGGGCUCAGUUUGCUGAGGCUCAGGAAGAUCACACAAAAAACAAUAUGGCACUUUGGCAGUGGAGUUUUGUACUACAGAGAAAAGUGUUCCUGGCCUGGCAAACCUAUACACAUGAGAGGCAUAGAAAGAAGGCCAGGAUUGAACUGGCCAUGGAACAGCGCAGAUUACGCCUCAUCAGACAAGGGUGUGGUCAGUGGUUAAAAGUGGCCACAGAACUGAGUGAGGUCAGGUCCAAAUUGGCUGCAGAGAGACAAGCACAGACUGCAUACAAUAUCUAUCAGCUGGUCCACAAGUGUGCCUUGCAUUGGAGACAAUGGACAAUCAAACGCAAAGCAGCAAGACUGGAACAGGGAAUAACAGGUGCCCCUUUACCUGGGGGUGAAUCUGGCACAGGCAGAAAUGCUCCUGCUAGGCCUCUGGAAAAGCACAGAGGAGUCCCAGGUUCCAGCAGACCCACACAGAGUGUGGCUUCACCACUCAGGAGUUUGAACUUGCCUGGAAAACACCAGGCUGGAGUAAGGGCAUUAGAGAGUGCUCUUCUGGGACCCAAUGUGAUAAGACCAAGCAGACCCAGGCCUAGAAGACCAGACUUUCUAAUUGACUCACUGAAAAGAGAUGGUUUAUACCACCCUACACCACAAAAAGCAACACUGCACACGAACAGCUCUCAUCCAAUGACUGAGCCAAGCAUACAAAUGGCUCUGAAAGGAUUUUCUCCAGCCAUGGCAGAAGAUGAAGAGUCACAGCUACAGAAUGUGCAGCCAACUGUGCUCACUUCUCAAGAACCAGUUGUGCAGCCUGGUGUGAUACCCAGGACAGAUAAAGACAAUGGGAAACCUGAUGCAAGCAAUACUGGUGUCUUAAGUUCUAUAGCAAAGGGCAGUAGGAGUAAUGUUUGUUCUAAUGCAGAUGUUGGGAUAAAACCACAGAUUCGACACUCGCCCACCUUACCAAUGGCAUCUUCAUCAGGACCAAAAUUACAACAGAUAACAACAGCACACAAACCAAGUGAUAUUCUUAUGACUCCUGCAAUGUUCAUGACAGCGCCAAGUGAUGGCUCAGAACAAGCUUCACCACAAAGACCUGUGCUGCCAUCUGGUAAUUUAAUGACGGAAGCAUCUGUGCUGACACCUACAAAAAAAGGGGUGCAAAUACCUUUGACGCCUUCAACUUCCACGCCCGAGAAACAUAGUGGGAAAGAAAAUGGCAAAAUGCUUUUGAAACCUGAUGACUUUAUUCAGUCACCUCCUGGAGCACAUAAACUCAGUAAAGAACAAGAACUUACAGAUAUCAGAAACAAACUGCAGGAAUACAAUGAUAAGAAAAAGAAACUGAGGUUGUUAAGAGAGCAGGAGGGUCAUUUAAGAGAGUGGCUUGAGGAGCAGCAGAUUGAUGGUAAAAGUGUGGAGGAGCAGCAUGAAGAUGUAGACCAGGUGAAGGAGGAAUUAGAGGAGAUUAGUAAAGAGAUCUUAGAGUUUACGCUAUGGUUACACAAAGAAAGGAACACUUGCCAGAGAUUAAAAGAAAGAGCCAAGAACAUUUUGGCAGAACUCCAACAGAUAAUCUCAUGA